Telopea speciosissima is the source of this 1285-nucleotide messenger RNA. Its product is annotated as probable zinc metalloprotease EGY2, chloroplastic. The record is from RefSeq and is a predicted model, not a curated record. The transcript is spliced from 11 exons. Bases 247 to 1245 code for a protein of 332 amino acids. Lineage: Eukaryota; Viridiplantae; Streptophyta; Magnoliopsida; Proteales; Proteaceae.
UUCCGGCCCCCUUCCGCGAAAGUUUCUCUCCCAUUUUGCAUUGUGGCUCUUGCUGUAAUCGUCGUUUCCAUCCAGUUAUCUCGUUGUGUGAGGCGGAAAUGCUUCACACGGCGCCAUUUGCAGGAAAUUUCUAUUUCAAGGUUGGUUUUUCAUAGGAAGCGAGGGAUUGUUUGCCAAGUGACUGGGACAGAGACUGAUCCAGAAAGUAACAAUGAUAAGGAAAAAGAAACACCUACAGAUAGAGAAAUGCAACUUCUCAAUGAUCCACCUACACUAGCUAAUCCACAAGCUGAUUCUCAGCCUCUUGUUGUUGAUGAAGACAAGGACCAAUUAGUCAGGAUUGAAAUGCUAGAUUCAAUGAAUGCAGUCGAAGAUAGCGGUGGAGAAUCUAAGGAUCAAACUGACGUCCAGGAGACUGUUGAUCUAGAAGUUGCAAGUGGAUCUCCUCUACCGGGUGUGAUGCAAUUGAGGGAACUGAUCAGAAUCCCAAAGGAAACAAUUGACAUUUUUAGGGACCAAGUUUUUGGUUUUGAUACCUUUUUCGUUACAAGCCAGGAGCCGUAUGAGGGUGGAGUAAUGUUCAAAGGGAACUUGAGAGGGAAGGCUGAUAAAAGUUAUGAAAAGAUAACAAAAAGGAUGGAGGAUAAAUUUGGGGAUCAAUAUAAGGUUUUCCUUCUCAUCAAUCUAGAGGAUGAUAAGCCAGUCGCGGUAGUUGUUCCAAGAAAGACCUUGCAGCCAGAGACAACUGCGGUCCCAGAAUGGUUUGCUGCAGGUGCUUUUGGACUGGUCGCUAUUUUCACCGUACUUCUCCGCAAUGUACCUGCACUGCAAUCAAAUUUACUGUCUACUUUUGACAAUCUUGGGUUAUUGAAGGAUGGCCUCCCUGGAGCCCUUACCACUCUACUUGUUUUGUUUGCACAUGAACUUAGCCACAUUUUAAUUGCUAGAGGGACUGGAAUAAAGCUUGGUGUGCCAUACUUUGUUCCUAGUUGGCAGAUAGGUUCCUUUGGUGCCAUUACGAGGAUUGUUAGUAUUGUGACUAAGCGUGAGGAUCUUCUAAAGCUUGCAGCUGCUGGACCUUUGGCUGGAUUCUCCAUUGGUCUUGUUCUUAUGCUGUUAGGGUUUAUCUUACCACCGAGUGAUGGUAUUGGCAUUGUAGUUGAUGCAUCAGUCUUCCAUGAGUCCCUUCUUGCAGGUGGCAUAGGUAAGAACCUUGAUCUACAUUCAUUUGAUAUUUUAUGGUAAUGUGCGUUUACAUCGGAAUGAUUGGGUAUCCAAUGAUGAU